Messenger RNA from Paramecium primaurelia, 308 nucleotides. NCBI's taxonomy places the organism in Eukaryota, Ciliophora, Oligohymenophorea, Peniculida, Parameciidae. The record is from the annotation of a GenBank genome assembly.
AAUAAAUCUAUUGAAAUUGAAUUUUCAUAUCUCAGAUUUAAAUGUGGAUUUUAGAAUUACAACAAGACAAAAUAAAAUGAAUCAGAAGGAUCAUUCAAAACCUAAUCAUAAAUCUUGUUGAUUUGUGCAAAUGACAUAGUACAAAUAAAAGAAAGUAAAGAAUCAAAUGCAAAAAGGAAUUCGUUUCUUUAUUAGCCAGAAGUUAGAAAUACCUAAGAAUAAUAAUUGUAAACAGAAGAAAAUCCAUUACCAAGUAAUAUCUUAAGUAUAAUAUUUCUUCCAAAUACUUUGAUAAAGAUCAAACUGAC